Molecule: messenger RNA, 2310 nt
Organism: Eublepharis macularius
Lineage: Eukaryota; Metazoa; Chordata; Lepidosauria; Squamata; Eublepharidae
Exons: 7
Coding region: 53-961 (302 amino acids)
Molecular function (GO): oxidoreductase activity
Source: RefSeq, a predicted model, not a curated record
GAAAACCUGCUCGAUCGUUUGCUGCGGGCGUGGAGAUGCAGGCGGCGGAUGGAUGUUGCCCUUGCUGCUGAGGUGCAGGCGGCUCAGUAUGAGCACCUGGGAGCCUGGCAAGGCGCAGGGGAUACCCACGGUGCCCCUCUCUAAUGGUUUAAACAUCCCUGUGUUGGGGCUGGGAACAUCACAUCAUGGUGGCUUCUCUCAUGAUGCUGUCGUGUAUGCGCUACAAAAAUGUGGUAUUCGUCAUAUUGACACAGCAAAGAGAUAUGGCUGUGAAUCACUCCUGCAGAAGGCUAUCGAAGAGAGUGGUAUCAAACGAGAACAUCUCUGGCUAACUACCAAACUCUGGCAUACAGAUUAUGGUUAUGAGAAAACAAAACAAGCCUACUUCGAAUCCUGCAGGAGACUUGGCGUUGAAUACUUAGAUCUUUUUUUGGUGCAUUGGCCUGAUGCUCACGUGCCUGGCAAAAGCAACCGAGAAGUCAGAGCAGAAACCUGGACAGCCAUGGAGGAGCUAUAUGAGAAAGGAUUAUGCCACUCUAUUGGAGUAAGCAACUUUCUCAUUGACCAUUUGGAGCAAUUAAGGGAAGACUGCCAAAUAACUCCUCAUGUGAAUCAGGUUGAAUACCACCCUUUCCAAAGGCCUCAAGAACUAGUGGAUUACUGCCGGAGCAAAAAUAUAGUUUUUGAAGGUUACUGUCCACUAGCUAAAGGUGAAGCCCUUAGUCAUCCUAAUAUAGUUCAGCUUGCAAAGAAAUAUGGCAGAACUCCUGCACAGAUCUGUAUUCGCUGGAGCAUACAGAAUCGCAUUGUCACUAUUCCAAAAUCUACAAAACCAGAAAGAGUCCAGGAAAAUUGUCAGGUCUUUGAUUUUAAUCUGGAAGAGGAAGACAUGGAAUUUUUAGACUCCAUGAACAUCAACAAAAAACUGAUUCAUCUUACCUACCCAUUGUGGAAAGGAUAGUCUUAAAGAUUAUACUUGCAAAUGUCAGUUACUCAAACCAUCAUCUCUGACCAGUUCCAAGCCUUUCUCCAUCAACCUGCUUAAUGCAUUCAAGAGUUGCAGUGAAUGACGUUGUUGAAUACUGCAUGCACAAGCCUCUUGUUCUCUUAUUAACAAAUUAUUUAGGUAAUCAAAUGUUCUCAUCUCCAGAUCUCACUAAAAUAUCAUUUUGAAAAGUUAUGAAUCAUUCAUCAGACCAACCAGAUCUGAAUAAAAAUUAUAUUGUUGAAGACUGAAGGCCUCUUACAGGCAUUUGAUUGUGGGACUGUGUGAGGAAGAUGGAGUUUGCCACUAGAAAUUAGCAGUUCUGGUUAAUUUAAGGUCUUGGGUUGUGCACAAAAGUAACAAAAUUAUUUUAUAACCAGAUGAUAUUAAAUCACUGAAAUUUAAUUUUAUGGGUAACCAAAGUAUUUAAACCAAUAGUUUUGCUUUUUAUUCAAAAUUCUUCUUAAAAGCAAUGAGCUCAAUCAAACAAUUUUCCACCAGCAGAAAGAAAGGGUUUUUUUUACUUUCCCUUCUCCUAUUGUGGAUCUCAAUUCACCCAUUCCUGCUAUUCCUGAGGAUUCCUUGUGUCCCAGAAGCAUUAUUUUAGGAAGUUCACAUGGUUGCAGUGGGAGGGGGGAAGGCAGGAAAAUUAUGUUCUUCUGAGGAGACCCCGCCCCCUCCUUUGUGGCCAGUUACCUCUGGAUCCAACCCAACAGGUACAUUCAGCCAGGAUUCAGAUAUUUGCCUUUUAACAAAUAUCUAAGAAAAAAGUUUCUCAGUGACUAUAGGAGGUGCACAAUCCCAACCCUGCUACAAGCAUUUAUACCUCAGUAUCAUGCUCUGCACCAUAAUUCAGGCAAGGAGAGACACAGCAGUUACCACCAUUUCUGUCAGGGCAGGGCAGCACCUCACUAUGCUAUAUUUUGCUAAAGGGUAGAAGGGCAUCUCUUUCCUGAUACCCUUAUUUCCUCUGGCAAAAAACAAGCAAGAUGCUGGGAAGAUGACUGAGAGAUAAUGGUGGGCAGGUGGAUGGGUAGAAGGUGACCUUGAAUUGUGUGCUGUCUGUGAUUGGUUUGAGGGCCCACACCCACUACUGCUACUGGGAGCCUUUCCCCUAACAGGCUGCAUCAUGAAGAAACAAGUGUUUGAACUGGUGGAGACAUGUGGUGGCUCUUUUUCGAUAGUACGUGGUGCUUCAGCAUUUAGUGGUAUAACAGCUGUUGAACAAACUCAACAAAUCUCUUGAGAUCCAUUGUACAAUUGAAGGAUGAUGUUGACAUGUAUAACGUUGAUUUUACAUUUCUAUAAAUAGAUGCAAAUUUCAA